Parastagonospora nodorum SN15 is the source of this 195-nucleotide messenger RNA. RefSeq lists its product as hypothetical. The transcript has 2 exons. Bases 1 to 195 code for a protein of 64 amino acids. The record is from RefSeq and is a predicted model, not a curated record. Lineage: Eukaryota; Fungi; Ascomycota; Dothideomycetes; Pleosporales; Phaeosphaeriaceae.
AUGUCCAAGGACAUCACAGCGUCGAAUCCGGCUCCCGACUCGACAACUCCAAGUUCGCCGGAGAAAACUCAAGCAGCCUCCGACGACGGCUCUAAUGGCUCGCCCGAUCUCUUCGACGCUCUGAGCGUCUCGAAGAUCGCGUCAGCGGUCCGCGCGUGCAAAAAGACCUAUCCACAUCCCCCAGCGUCAAGUUGA